This is a messenger RNA of Rubroshorea leprosula, 2267 nucleotides long. The record is from the annotation of a GenBank genome assembly. NCBI's taxonomy places the organism in Eukaryota, Viridiplantae, Streptophyta, Magnoliopsida, Malvales, Dipterocarpaceae.
CAGUCGGUCCGGUUCCUAGUCGUCAAAAUGGCGUCCUCUUUCAACAUUGUUAUUGGUCGACCCACAUUGACCGAAAUCCGAGCUGUGGUUUCCCAAUCUCACCUCUGCAUGAAAUUCCCCACCCUUAUGGGAAUAGCAACAUUGCGAGGAAACCAGGAGGUGGCCAGACACUGUUACAUCACCUCGGUAACACAACCCAUGAAGGACAAAGCUCAGACUCCCGAAGCCAUUCCCAAGCAAAUUUCUGAUAAUCAGCAAGUUAUGGGUGUUGAGAUCAUAGAUAAUCGACCAGAAGAUGAAACCAGAGCUGCUCCGGUCGAAGAUGUUGAAGAAGUGCUCGUUGAUGACAGAGAUCCGAGACGAAAAACGCAGAUCGGAACUAGAUUGAACCCGAAGGAGAGGGCAGAACUGAUAGCUUUUCUCCGAGCUAACAAUGAUGUAUUUGCGUGGACUUCGGCAGAUAUGCCAGGAAUCCCAACUUCAGUAUAUCAACAUAAGCUCAGUACCAACCCGUUGAAGAAACCAGUGGCCCAGAAGCGGCGUCUCUUCGGGGGGGAGAGGCUUCAGGCUGUUAAAGAAGAGGUAGAGAAACUCCUGCAAGCUGGUUUUGUCCGGAAAGUUGAUUACUGUGAAUGGGUGGCUAACCCAGUUUUGGUGAAGAAGGCCAAUGGCAAAUGGCGAAUGUGUAUUGAUUACACAAAUCUUAACAACGCUUGCCCCAAGGAUUACUAUCCAAUGCCGAGCAUUGACAAACUAGUUGAAGCGGCUUCAGGCAAUGAGAGGUUGAGCCUUUUGGACGCAUACUCGGGGUAUCACCAGGUGCCAAUGGCUCCAGAAGACGAAGAGAAAACCGCGUUCUAUGCUGGUGAUGAAAUUUAUUGUUAUGUCAUGAUGCCGUUUGGCUUAAAGAAUGCAGGUGCUACUUAUCAGAAAAUGGUGACCAUUGUCUUCCACGCUCAGAUUGGCAAAAAUCUGGAAGUAUAUGUCGAUGACAUUGUGGUAAAGAGCCUCAAAGCAGAAGACCAUCUCGCCGACCUCGGCGAAACCUUUAACAACCUCAGAAAGAACAGGAUGCGGUUAAAUCCAGCCAAGUGCAUUUUCGGAGUGGAGUCCGGCAAAUUUCUAGAAGUUUUAGAUGAACCAAGCUUCACAAAGCCUCGAGUGAUGGAGAUUAGCACAAAUCCUAAUGCCCCAAGCUGGACUGAUUCAAUUGUCUCCUUCUUACGAGACGGGAUAGUGCCUGAGGAUAGGCAAGAGGCAAUGAAAUUAAGGAAGAAAGCAUCUCGGUAUACACUUGUUAAUGGAGUCCUGUAUAAGAGAUCUUUCUCACUUCCUCUCCUACGGUGUUUAAGUCCCUAUGAAGCUGAAUACGCACUUCGAGAGGUGCAUGAGGGUGUCUGUGGGAGCCAUGUAGGUGCUAGAACUCUGGCUCACAAAAAAUGUCCGAAGUGCCAAUUCUUCGCACAUCUGGCUCACCAACCUGCAGAAGAACUCACAACCUUGGUAGCACCACGGCCAUUUGCACAGUGGGGAUUAGAUCUUUUGGGUCCAUUCGUGAAAGGGGUUGGUGGCGUAACCCAUCUGGUUGUUGGUGUGGAUUAUUUCACAAAGUGGGUCGAAGCUCGGCCUUUAUCUAGUCUUACCUCCAAGAAAGUUGAAGAUUUUGUUUUCAGCUCGAUCAUCUGCAGAUAUGGGAUCCCAAACCAGAUUGUGGCUGAUAAUGGAACUUAAUUCAAUUGCUCCUCUUUUCGAGAUUUCUGCUCCAAUUAUGGGAUCAAAUUACAGUUCACCUCCGUUUAUCACCCAGAAUCCAACGGCAUGGUUGAAUCUGUUAACAAAUGCAUUCUGGAAGGUAUAAAGUCGAGAUUGGAACAGCAUAAGGCCAAAUGGGCAGACGAGCUCAACAACGUCCUCUGGGCAUACAGAACCACGAGCCGAACUGCCACAGGUGAAACACCCUACCACCUGGCCUUUGGUACCGAAGCAGUCAUUCCUGUUGAGAUAGGAGUCCCAAGCUUCCAGGUCACCCAUUUCGAUAAAGGACGAAAUGGACAACUGCUUCGGGAAAAUCUUGAUCUGCUUGCUGAAGUCAGAGAAGAAGCUCGACUUCGAACUCUUGUAUACAAGCAGAAAUUAGCUAACUUCUACAAUAAACGGGUCCGCCCUCGAACUUUCAAAGUAGGAGACCUUGUUCUUAGAAAAGCUGGCCUAACAGGAUUUGAAACUCGUUUUGGCAAACUCGCCCCAAAUUGGGAAGGCCCUUAUGC